CAGAAAUAUCAAUUUUUCUAUGUCCAUUCGGCAGCCUUAUAUCUGUACAUUAUUUUAUCCGAUUCAAACAUCUUUAUUUUUAUUUUCAGAAGUCAAAUCUCUUUCCCCUUCCCUCUCGAACUCUAGAGAUCUAGAGGGAGUCGAGAAGGAGAAAUCGGUUAGAAUGGCAUCCAGAUGCGAGAUCCUCUGUGAGAUCCUGCUCGCAAUUUUCCUCCCUCCUCUCGGCGUUUGCCUCCGCCAUGGCUGCUGCACCGUCGAAUUUUUCAUCUGCUUGGUCUUGACGAUAUUAGGUUACGUCCCUGGUAUAAUUUACGCCCUCUACGCCAUCGUCUUCAUCGAUCGCGACAGGCAUGUGUGCCAAGGUUCCUCCAUAUCUUUAUAUUCUUCAGAUAUGAUCCGCCAGCACCGUCACUCGAGACGCGAGCCGUUGAAAAUCAAUGACCUUUCAAACGUUAUACACCGCCAGUUUUGGGUUCCAGAAGCCUCACCUCAGGCCGCCGUACUAAACUCUGGUCCCAGCCGUGGUGGGUUGACACAUGGUACAGUCUGGACAUCGAAGUCUGUGCACCCAGAUCGUCGCACGUCGAAG
Molecule: messenger RNA, 589 nt
Organism: Striga asiatica
Lineage: Eukaryota; Viridiplantae; Streptophyta; Magnoliopsida; Lamiales; Orobanchaceae
Source: the annotation of a GenBank genome assembly